CGAACCGGACAAGUAAGAACAACAUCUUCGUUGUCAGUAACGUUAAUAAAUAACGUAAAAGCUCCUGCGUUAUUUGGAACAAGAAGUGAUUUUCUGUGGUGUCAGGCGUUGAAAGAAACGCUAUUAAUAAAGCAAAAAGAAUCUUCGUAAGAGAAGUAACACGAACAACAAGACAACAGAAUCUCAAAUACAGUUCAAUCAAAUAUGCAAAUGAAGGACUUGAAGCGACUUUCGUCCACCAGAUGCGGGAAAGGAUCCUUCAUCGUGAUGGGCGUAGGAGUCCUCUUCCUGCUGUUCGGAAUCGCGUGCGCUGUCGGAGGAGUCGAUGAGGAUGACGACGGUGAAAGUCUGUUUGUCGUAGGAACCGCGAUCGGGAUUUCAUUUGGAGUAUUCUGCCUCAUCACGGGAGCACUCAUCUGCCUGUGUCAAGAUUGCUGUUGUUUCUGCAUGCAACCUUAUCCAGAGGUCCAACACGUUCCGUCUGGUCAGGGCUACUCACAGCAACAAUUUGUCAAUGGGGUGCAACCGAUACAACAGCCUCUUCACCAGCAACUUUACCCUCCGCAACCUUACUUGACCUCUCAGGCUCAACCUCCCUUCAGCCUGACCCAACAGCAAAGCUGGCCACUCAACGCCAACGAACAGUACACGCAUCCCGCAAAUAGGGUCACGACCUACGGUGACCUAACUAGACCAAUGGGCAUCAGUUCCUUGAAAGAGGACUCCAUCGUGCAGCAGAUCAGGGCAGUCCCUCAGGGUUACAUCAACCCUGUGUUUCCAGAGCCACAGGGAAGGUUUUAUCCCCAGCAAGCGACGGCCCCCAGCGCACCUGCCUUGGAUAUGAAUCCGCCACCAUAUGAGCCUUGAGAAGUGUGUUGUUUUGUUACUUAGUGGGUUACCUGGCGUCACAUCUGCUAGGGUUACUAUACUAGAUUCACAUCAACCGUGCAUUUGACGUCUAGGCCAGUCCCUUACGACGCUCCUGAUUGGCUGUUGAUAAGCCAAUCUCAGGGCUGGAAGCUCUCAGUCUCUCGAGAGUUCACAUAGGCAGGAUGUAUGUUCCAUCUCUCCUGAAAGACGUAUCCUUCAGGAGACACUGAGAGUUUCCAGCCCUGUGAUUGGCUUAUCAACAGCCAAUCAAGAGCGUCGUAAGGGACUGGCCUAGACAUCAAAUGCACGGUUGAUGUGACUCUACUAUAACAAUGAAGCCUUGAGAAGUAAGGGAAUUUAUUAAUCAGUGGUUUAUCUGGCGUCACAUCUGCUAGAGUCACCAACGCUUAAGUCUCGGGAAGUGAGGCGGAUUCAUUUCUAUCAUAAAGAAGUGAAACAGUUUCAACAACCGAUUGAUUUGUGAUUAUUAUGGUCUUAUAAUAUCAAAGUUCACCUUCAUCGAGUUUAGUAUAUCUUAGUUUAACCAGACCACUGAGCUGACUAACAGCUCUCCUAGGGUUGGCCCGAAGGAUUAGAUAUUUUUAUAUGGUUAGGAACCAAUUGGUUACCUAGCAACGUGACCUACAGCUUAUUGUGGGAUCCGAACCACAUUAUAUCGAGAAAUGCAUUUCUACUCCCCAGAAAUUAAUUCCUCUGAUUCCUCGUUGGCAGAGCGGAGAGUCGAACUCGCAACUACCGAACCGGUAGGCGAGCACGUAACCCACUCGUCCAACGAGGACUUCAUCUACAUAGAAAAUCCCACACAAAUAAGAUGAUGUUACAAUAUUAAGGGUCAUUGACGCAGAAUAUCUAAAAAAACUAAAAUAAAGAAAAAAUAGAAAAAAAAAAAAA
Macrobrachium nipponense is the source of this 1782-nucleotide messenger RNA. RefSeq lists its product as uncharacterized. The record is from RefSeq and is a predicted model, not a curated record. Lineage: Eukaryota; Metazoa; Arthropoda; Malacostraca; Decapoda; Palaemonidae. The transcript has 5 exons. The coding region runs from base 205 to 867 and encodes 220 amino acids.